CUAGAGAAUAACAUAAGAUGCUUCUGUUGUCUCGUUUUUGCUUCCCUAUCUUCAAUUCAACUUCAUCCUCUUCGUCUCUCUCCGCUCAUUCAAUCACUUCCCUUCAAUUCUCUUCACUGACACAGAACAUUCGUGGACCAAACCUAUGCUCCAACCUUAAUAAUCUUCAUUUUACGAAUACCCUUUUGCGGCACAACCCUUGUUCCUCAAUGCCUUCUGCUUCUUCUUGGACAUCGUUGGAGGACACAGGUAAAAGAUCCAAAAGAGUGUGGAUAUGGACCAAAAACAAACAGGUCAUGACUGCAGCAGUUGAAAGAGGAUGGAACACCUUCAUUUUCCCACCACAAAAUCGACAAAUUGCUCAUGAUUGGUCGUCCAUGGCAGUAAUAUGCCCUCUUUUUAUUAGUGAGGGAGAGAUUUUGGAUGGACAGAAUAAGAGGGUGGCCACAAUUUUUGAGGUUUCAACUCCAGAGGAACUAGAGCGACUUAGACCGGAGGAUGAGCAGGCAGAGAACAUUAUAGUUAAUUUACUAGAUUGGCAGGUAAUACCUGCAGAAAAUAUAAUUGCUGCUUUUCAAAACAGCCAAAAGACUGUCUUAGCAAUCUCUAAUAAUACAUCUGAGGCUCAGAUAUUUCUCGAGGCACUUGAACAUGGUUUAGAUGGCAUAGUUUUGAAAGUAGAUGAUGUUGAACCUGUUCUUGAGCUAAAGGAAUACUUCGACAGAAGAAUGGAAGAAAGCAAUCUACUGAGGUUGACAAAAGCCACUGUGACACAUAUUCAGAUGGCUGGAAUGGGGGAUCGCGUUUGUGUAGAUCUCUGCAGUCUCAUGAGACCUGGUGAAGGACUUCUUGUUUAUUUCUUAUUCACUCAGAAUGCUUAGACAAAUUACAUUGCAAGCAGGCCUUUUCGAGUGAAUGCAGGACCAGUGCAUGCCUAUGUUGCUGUUCCAGGAGGCAGAACAUGCUACCUGUCAGAAUUAAAUUCAGGAAAAGAAGUGAUUGUAGUUGAUCAGCUGGGACAGCAACGAAUUGUAGUUGUUGGGCGUGUAAAGAUAGAAACUAGACCACUAAUCCUUGUUGAGGCAAAGAUUGAAUCAGAUAAUCAAACUAUCAGCAUCCUUUUACAAAAUGCAGAAACAGUUGCUUUGGUUUGUCCUCCACAAGGAAAUACACCGCCAAAAACAGCUGUUCCUGUGACAUCACUCAAAGUUGGAGAUGAAAUUCUGUUGAGAGUACAAGGAGGUGCUCGGCAUACAGGAAUAGAGAUUCAAGAAUUUAUAGUUGAGAAAUGAACAAAUGAUAAUGUAUUCAAAUAGUGAUUUUGAUUCAAUAAUUCAAUUUGUGAACUUGUGUUCUCCUUGCAGCUAUGAUGCUAGAAUAGAUUAUGACCUUGCCAGAGACAUGGAAAAGAAAAGCUUAUGUUUUUUGUUCAAUCAACACAAUGAUAUUGAAGAUGAUGAGUUGGGUUGGACAAAGAGGGUUAACAAUGUGAAAGGUGUAGCACUCAUUUUAUCAUACCCUCAUGAUUUCACUUCAGCAAUUAUCGGAGGUGCUAGUGGUUACCAUCAUGAUUACACCAAGAGCCUCUUAGUUUAACCAUCAUGAUUGAACCAUCAAUGCAUGUUGGAUGGAAGAAUCUCUCUAUAUAUCCUUCUUUCAAGUGCUAUUGAGAAGUGUAAACUAAGUGUUUACAGUUCCUUCUUUUAAACCAAACAUGCUGCAAGAAUUUUCUCCAAAAUUUGAAAAUGUAGUUCCUCCAAUUAAUCAUUACUUGUCACCAACUGUGGAUAUUUUGC
Abrus precatorius (Indian licorice) is the source of this 1796-nucleotide messenger RNA. RefSeq names its product 3-dehydroquinate synthase homolog. The record is from RefSeq and is a predicted model, not a curated record. Gene Ontology annotation, biological process: aromatic amino acid biosynthetic process. Gene Ontology annotation, molecular function: 3-dehydroquinate synthase activity; oxidoreductase activity. Lineage: Eukaryota; Viridiplantae; Streptophyta; Magnoliopsida; Fabales; Fabaceae.